Styela clava is the source of this 1841-nucleotide messenger RNA. RefSeq names its product aarF domain-containing protein kinase 1-like. The record is from RefSeq and is a predicted model, not a curated record. Gene Ontology annotation, biological process: lipid homeostasis; mitochondrion organization. Gene Ontology annotation, cellular component: mitochondrial inner membrane. Lineage: Eukaryota; Metazoa; Chordata; Ascidiacea; Stolidobranchia; Styelidae.
UUAUUUUAGAUAAAGCUUUAUUAAAAAUAGAAUGCUAGGCAAUGUUUUAUUAAUAUGAAUAAGACAAAAAAUAAGUGAAUAUGCCACUUCGUCUUUUGAAAGUUGGUGGUGCUUUAUUGGGAGCCUUUGCUGGUGGAGGGAUACUGAUGUCCUAUUAUGACGUGACACCUCUGCGGUCUGCCAGAGUUGCUAAGACGACCUUAUCUAUCAUUCUUGACUACAAGCUAACUUUGAGGAAAUUCGACAACGAUACUGAUGAAUAUGAGAGAGCACUUUCUGAGGCACACACUCGAUCAGCUCACAAGAUAUAUGAUUUAUGUUGUAUAAACAAAGGCACAUAUAUUAAGAUGGGACAAUUGCUUGGAGCAUUAGAUUACAUUCUACCUCAUGAAUAUACAACAGUAUUGAAAGUAUUCCAUGAUGAUGCACCAAAGAGUACAUUGCAAGAGAUUGAGUCGGUUGUCAAAAAUGAUUUAUGCAUUGACAAUCUGGAUGAGUUGUUCAUCAAUUUCUCACCAGAACCUAUUGGAACAGCAUCUUUAGCUCAAGUGCACACUGCAAUUCUACGUUCUACAGGUGAAAAAGUUGCUGUAAAAGUUCAACAUCCGAAAGUGCGAGAGCAUGCUGAUUUUGAUAUGAAAGUGACUGAUAGUGCAACAAGAUUGGCUGCAAAGAUAUUUCCAGAAUUCAAUAUGGUUUGGUUAUCAGAAGAAACUCAGAAGCAUCUACCUCUAGAACUUGAUUUUUUACAUGAAGGAAAAAAUGCAGAAAAAGUGGCUGAGCAAUUGAAAUGCUUUGAAUGGCUCAAGGUUCCUAAGAUACAUUGGAAUAUAUCAAGUGAACGUGUCUUAGUGAUGGAAUAUUGUGAAGGCGGGCAAGUCAACGAUUUGGGUUAUUUCAAAAGAAAUAAUAUUGACUGCAAUCAUGUUUCAAGACUUCUUGGCAAACUAUUCAGUGAGAUGAUAUUUGUUCAUGGUUUUGUGCACUGUGAUCCACAUCCUGGUAAUGUACUUGUGAAAAGAAGAAGUGAUGAAGAGCGAAAGAUUCUAGAUGGUUCUUUCCUGAGUUUAAGUUGGAUACGAAGCUUUUUACCAUUUUUCUUAGGAGGAAAAUCCAGAUGCAGUGAAGUUGAACUUGUAUUGUUGGAUCAUGGACUUUACCAAACACUUGAUGAUGAUUUUAGGUAUGAAUACGCAGGACUCUGGCAAGGUCUCAUCAGUGCAAAUGUGAAGAAGAUAAAGCAGCAUUCUUCCAAGUUUGGAGUAGGCGACAUGUAUCCUUUAUUUGCAACGAUGAUAACCGUGCGUUCAUGGGAAGUCGUCUGUGAAGGCGGCAUAAAAAGGACCAAGUUUUCUGAAGAUGAAGAUAAUUCAAUAAGAACAGAAGUACCAGGUUUUCUUCCUGGAAUAUCAAAAAUAUUGAACACUGUACCAAGGCCAAUGGUAAUGCUGUUCAAAACAAACGAUUUGUUGAGGAUGCUUGAGGUACUUCAUGGUACCAGAUCCGAUUCAUCUGGUUUCCUAAACAUGUCAAAGUGUUGCGUUCGAGCGGUUUCAGACUAUGAGGGGAGACAUGAUACUGGAAGUAUACAAAAAUUUCGGAGAUCACUUUUAUUGAAAUUAGAUCUGGUUAAAAUCGUUUUAUAUGAAUAUCUGUUGUGGAUUCAAACAGUUUUCGCCUUUUCAUGACAUUGUUGUUUGGUUUAUCAUUGUGACCUUCUAAGUCUGGUUCCAGUCAUCGCUGAUGGCGUAGUUGUUUUUAAAUUUAGGUUCACUGCAUUAGUAUUUAUUGUUAUAAAAUUCUAAUUAUAAUAAAGAUUUAUGAGUGUGUUUACCUAUUUA